Molecule: messenger RNA, 906 nt
Organism: Macroventuria anomochaeta
Lineage: Eukaryota; Fungi; Ascomycota; Dothideomycetes; Pleosporales; Didymellaceae
Exons: 4
Source: RefSeq, a predicted model, not a curated record
GGUGAGCCGGAUCCUUCACGUGUAGCAUAUACGGUCAUAUCAAUGCUCAGCAUAAGCAUACUGGCUGGGAUGCUUGGUUACCGAGUACGCCAGAUUGAUCGCAAACAAGUCAAAAACCUCUGCCUGGCACACGUCCUUCUCUUCCUUCUCUACUUCGUCUCUAUGUGUUUUGUCUUCUCCGCUGCAGUCGUCAAAAGUGGUCUCGGUCUCGUGUCUCUGGGCACCUGUCGAGUGGCACUCUUCCUCUGUCUUGGUUUCUACGUACUCAGCAAGGUUGUCAUGUACCUCUUUCUUAUCGAGAGAGCACGUGCACUCCGAGUUCCGUUCAUGAAGAGGACUCACGACUGGAUCUGGGUAACUGGAUUUAUACUAGUAUUUUCCGGCUUCACGGCCAUAGGCGUGGUGGCUUAUAUGAACCCUGUCGCUGACAUGUCACCAAUCGAUGGCCGUUGCCGCAUCGGCGUUCCACGAUACACCACAAUACCCCUAGUCUCAUACGAUGUCGGUCUCAAUGUCCUCCUGACACUCGUCUUCGUAUAUCUUCUGAGUCCACUGAUCCGUUCGGGAAAGCUCCCGAGCAAAGGUUUUCCUGCGAGUCGCUUUGCCACAUGCUUUGGAAAUAUGUGCAGUCAUUCCAAAUCCAGGACUAGUCUCAUCCAAGCCAACCACAGCAAUCAACUAAUGGUCAAGAAGAUUGAAAAGCUUCUACUGAGAACUCUCAUCGGGUCAAUCCUUGUGAUGAUCCCUACGGUCGGCAACAUGGCAGCCUUGACUGCAAUGGAGGGGCGAGAGCUUGGCUGGGUAUGCUUGACUACCUGCACUUUCGACGUCGUCUGGACAGUAGGUGUUUUCCACUGGCUGACAGUUGGUUCUAAAGAGGCGGAGGAGAAACUAUCUGCUGAGUAA